GGAAGUUCAAUCGAUAGUUUAGGGGUGGGCUUAUCUUGACCCACUCUCCACUCGGUGAAACUGUCCUCUAGUGGCUCACUGAAAAACUUAAUCACAGUUAAGAUUGUGGUUUCACAAAUACUGCAUUUGUAUUUCUAAGAACCCACUGCAUGUAGUGUUGUAGGUGUUGCUAUGGUGAUGUCAAUCAAAAUGGCUCCUCCUCUUCUGAUCAUUCUGCUCAUGAUUCAAGGGGUUUAUAGUGAUGGUUGGGGUGUGAGUUACAGCUCUUCAUACAUCUGUGCACUAAAGGGGUCAUCAGUGAUAAUGUCCUGCACUUAUAAACACCCUCAUCGAUAUAAGAUCAAGAAAGUGUUCUGGACCAAAACUCUUGUAUUGAACCAUGUGGAGCCCCCAGAUCUGUUUAAUGACCCUGAAUACAGUCAGAGGAUUCAGUAUCUGGGAGAUAAACAGCAGAUCUGCACCAUCAGACUGAAUGAUGUGACACAGAAGGAUUCACACAAGUACUAUUUCAGAUUCAUUACUAAUAAAGAUAAUGGAAGAUGGAUUGGUACACCUGGAGUGACUCUUAAUAUCACAGAUCUUCAUGUGGAGUCUCCUGAGAGUGUGACAGAGGGAGAUACAGUCAGUCUGACAUGUAAAAGCACCUGUAAUCUGACUGACAGAACAACAUUCAUCUGGUGGAAAAACACACAGUCAUUAACUGAGAGAAACAAUAAACUCCUCCUGCAGUCAGUCAGAAGAGAGGAUGCAGGCAGAUAUAGCUGUGCUGUACACGGACACAAUCUCACAUCACCUCAUGUUGAUCUCAAUGUUAAAUAUACCCCAAAGACUGUCUCAGUGUCCAUGAGUGGAUCUGGUGAAAUAGUUUUGGGUGAUUCAGUGACUCUGACCUGCAGCAGUGAUUCAAACCCACCUGCACAAAUCAGCUGGUUUAAAGGGUCAACAUAUGUUGGAUCUGGAGAAAUCUACAGCAUCACAAGUAUCUGCUCUGAUCACAGUGGAGAAUACAAGUGCAAGUCCAGAAAUGAAGUUGGAGAGAAAUACUCUGCUGCUGUCACUUUAAAUGUCAUGUAUUCACCCAGGAAUGUCUCAGUGUCCAUGAGUGAUUCAGUGACUCUGACCUGCAGCAGUGAUUCAAACCCACCUGUUCUGAACUACACCUGGUUUAAGGUGAAUGAAAGUUCAUCUGUUGGAUCGGGACAGAGUUACAGUGCACUACAGAGUGGAUUCUUCUUCUGUGUGGCUCAGAAUCAACAUGGAUCUCAGAGAUCAGCUGCUGUACUGGUCCAUGUGAAUGUACAAUUUUGGAGGAUAAUCCAUACAGUCAUUGUAGUAAUGCUUUGUGGAAUUGUAGCUGCUUUCAUCAUUUUGAUUUUAACUUGCUGUAUGAAGAGGAAGAAUGAGAAACCACAGUCCAAGGAUUAUGUUGACACGAAUGAAGCGCCAAAUUCGAUCUCAUGUGUGUAUGAGAAUGUAAUGAUGGCUCAUCCCAGCUCUGAUGAUCGUGAACCUAUAGUGAGCACACACGUGUAUGAGAAUCUUACACCUUACAGGAAUAUGCUGUAGUGGACAAUGGCAUACAGAAAAAUAAUUUCCAGCUUUUAUGCAUCUUUGUGUGUGGAGCCCUGAAUGAUUGACAGGACUACAAUGAUGACAUUUUACUGAAGCAUUUUGACUUUUCUUUUUUAAAUAGACUAAUAAAGAUACUUUUGUGGCUUUUUGUUGCUUUAAGUAAUGCAAUCAGUUAAGAACUGUAGU
Molecule: messenger RNA, 1758 nt
Organism: Xyrauchen texanus (razorback sucker)
Lineage: Eukaryota; Metazoa; Chordata; Actinopteri; Cypriniformes; Catostomidae
Product: B-cell receptor CD22-like
Exons: 10
Coding region: 172-1566 (464 amino acids)
Source: RefSeq, a predicted model, not a curated record